UGAAGCCUGCAAAGCAAAGCAAGGCACGCGGUUAAUGGGGCAGCGCGAGGAUGCGGCUUUGCGGCCUUUAGCGACCCGUAGUGAAGGGCUCCACCUUCUCCCCACCCCAGUCUUCACCGCACACCGCACCAAUGUCUGCCCCAGACCACGACUGGUUUCCCACUCACCUGCGAGUGACGGUUAUCCGAGCGCGGGGCCUGAGGCCUAAGGGCAAAAAUGGACUGAACAAGUGUUACACGGUGAUCCAGCUCGGGGAGGAGAAGUUUGUGACCUCGGUGAAGGAGGGGACGCUGAACCCGGAGUGGAAGGAGCAGUGCUCACUGCAGCUGCCCCUAGUGCUGGACAGCUCGGACAAGUGGGUCCUGCACCUGGUCGUCAAGCAGAGCAACGCCGUGACUCCCGACAAGUUCCUGGGACACGUGUCGCUGCCCGUGGUCCUGCUGUACGAGGACAAGACCAAAAGAAAGGACGAAUGGUAUAGCCUCAUCUCAAAACCAAAUAAGGCAGUGAAGAACAGAGGCCAGUUGCAACUCACAUUCCAAUUUCUGCGGGACAACAUGACUGCUAGCUCCUACGAGCUCUCAAAGGCAGGACCUCAGUCUGUGUUCAAUAAGUUCAAGGAAAAGGUAGCAUCUAUCAAGUAUGGGGUGAAUCAUGACUUGAUACCAUCAGUCAGACCUGCCAUUGUGAGUUCAUUGAUUUUAAUGAUGAGAAUCUGGUUGCAUUUCUCCCUCCUUCCACACAAGUACACAUUACACUCAGUGACUAGGUAGAUCUUCCUUGUAGCUGCACUCUUAGCUCUUAGCAAAUUAGCAAGUUGGAAGCUCAAAAGGUGCUAGAACUUCAGGGAUGGUCUCU
Callorhinchus milii (elephant shark) is the source of this 858-nucleotide messenger RNA. Its product is annotated as rab11 family-interacting protein 2-like. NCBI's taxonomy places the organism in Eukaryota, Metazoa, Chordata, Chondrichthyes, Chimaeriformes, Callorhinchidae. The coding region runs from base 132 to 773 and encodes 213 amino acids. Gene Ontology annotation, cellular component: intracellular membrane-bounded organelle. Gene Ontology annotation, molecular function: small GTPase binding. The record is from RefSeq and is a predicted model, not a curated record. The transcript has 2 exons. Gene Ontology annotation, biological process: regulated exocytosis.